Messenger RNA from Phoenix dactylifera (date palm), 1798 nucleotides. RefSeq names its product tropomyosin. The record is from RefSeq and is a predicted model, not a curated record. NCBI's taxonomy places the organism in Eukaryota, Viridiplantae, Streptophyta, Magnoliopsida, Arecales, Arecaceae.
CAAAAAAAAUCUUAUUUUUUUUAUAUGGUGGUAUCCAAAUGGUAAUUGUAGUCCAUGUUUCCUUGCUUAACCGUCUUUAUAAGAGCAACAAUUAUACAUAAUUACAUGUAUUUUAUACGACUCGCACCGUUCAGCGCCUUCUAUUCACGAGAAGGCCGUAAAUAAUCCAUAUACGACUCACAUCGUAUCCCGUCGUAGCCUAUAAAUAUCACCUCCAUCUCCCACUCCCACCCCAACGGUCUCACCGUCCCGCCCCCUUGUCUCUCGUGUCGAGUGAUUCGUCUCCCUCCUCCCCGCUUUCCGUCGAAACCGGGUGGGUUUCCUUCUUUUGUCCUUCCGACCAUACCCCCGGAGCUCCCACGCUCCUCCUUCACGGCCAACUCCCCGAUCGGAUCGGUCUCCUCCAUCCGCCCAUCGCCGGAGAAGAAGAUACGCAUACGAAGCUCAUUUUCUUUGCUCUGGGUCCAAGAAGAUACCUUUCUCUUUCAGAUCCUUUGAUCUCUAAGGCAGCCACGGAUCAAAGAGAGAUUGAGGCGUGAGAGAGGUGUGGAGAUGGAGAUGUACUUGGAGAACAUGAAGAGCUUGCGUUCUCAGAUGCAUGUGAUUGAGGAGGAGGCAGCGAUGAGAUCCAUUGAGGAGCAGAAGCAGAAGACCUUUGUCGGGACCUUGGAAAAAGAGCUCCAGCUAGUGAGAUCAGAGACAGAGCAGUUGAAUGAGGAGGUUGAAGAGAUGGUGAAGACAAGAAGCCAUAUCAACUCUGAGAUAGCAGAGAAGCAGAGGAAGCUCUCAUCCAUGCAGAAAGAAUCCUCCGUCCUUUCCCAGACACUGGAGCUUCUUCAACAAGGAAGGGUCAUCCUAUCAGUAAAAAUAAAAGAAAAGAGAUCAUACUACUCAAAGAUCACAGAAGAGUUGAACAUUAAACUAAAGGAACAGCAGGAUUGGUUUAACUCACAUAAACAGAAAAUGAUAGAAGAUGCUCGGCCGGUUGAGGAAUAUCCCAGCAAGCCAAUGGGCAAUCAUAUUCAUGGAAGCACAAGCAUUAUGCUUUCCAAAAAAACAAGCUUGGAGAAUAUGGGACAUGAGAUGAGUGGGAGAUACAAGGACCUGAUGACUCAGUUGGAGUCUGCAAAAAAUAAGCUUGAAGAAGUAGAAGUGAAAAAAUCUGAAAUUAAUAUAGCAAGCAGCAAGUUAAAGCAGUUUGUCGAGCAACUAAAGCACCAAAUCGAGAGUGUUUCAUCUCCUUUGAAGGAAAUGGAUGAUAAUGCCCUGGAAGAGGAAUACAAAGCUCUGAUGGCUGAUAAAGCCAGAGAAAUGGAAUACCUGCAGUCUCUAAAGGAUCAGAUAAAUCAACUGGAGGGCAUUUCACAAGUUGUUACAUGUCAAUGUGGAGAGGAGUACAGGGUGGAGCUAGCUGAUGGGCAAAAGCUAGGGGUUGCAUAAAGCAGCUCUAGACCUUAACACUAUUCAAAACCAUGGGAUAGUGUGAGAAAAACUCACAGUACAGAGGUCAGCUGGGCACUAAAUACUGGUCUUUGUAUAACUGUAAAGGCAAUAUAACUGAAAAAAGAAGAAAGAAAGCAAACUGGUAGUUUUUUUGGUAGAUUUGGAUUGUAACCAGAUCUAGUAAUUUUUGCCACUUGUUUUCUUGAUUGAUGGUCGACUAAUCACGAAAGGAUGAGCCAAUUAUUGACGUGCAGAACUUUUGGUCCGUAAUGUAACUGAAAGCUGGCAAACAGCGGAAAAACGUGUGAGAUCUGAUUUAUUAGAAUGAGGAAGGAGUAGCUCAUUGUGAUUGCCA